Molecule: messenger RNA, 1641 nt
Organism: Arabidopsis lyrata subsp. lyrata
Lineage: Eukaryota; Viridiplantae; Streptophyta; Magnoliopsida; Brassicales; Brassicaceae
Product: cytochrome P450 71B9
Molecular function (GO): iron ion binding; heme binding; oxidoreductase activity, acting on paired donors, with incorporation or reduction of molecular oxygen
Source: RefSeq, a predicted model, not a curated record
GUACGUUAUACAUAAAAAUGGCUCCGAUUUGGUUUCUUUCACUUCUUUUUCUCUCUUGUAUUCUUCUCGCCGCCUUCACACACAAGAAGCGGCGGAAAAAUCAGCAACCACCGUCUCCUCCUGGCUUUCCGAUCAUAGGAAACUUGCAUCAGCUUGGAGAAUUACCACAUCAAUCUCUAUGGAGUCUUUCCAAAACAUAUGGUCCGGUGAUGCUUUUGAGGCUUGGAAGUGUCCCAACGGUCGUUGUUUCUUCUUCUGAGACAGCAAAACAAGCUUUGAAAAUCCAUGACCUCCAUUGUUGUAGCCGUCCUAGCUUAGCAGGGGCAAGAGAGCUCUCUUACAAUUAUUUGGACAUUGCUUUCUCUCCUUUUGAUGAUUAUUGGAAAGAAUUAUUAAGGAGGAUUUGUGUCCAAGAACUCUUCAGUGUUAAACGAGUUCACUCUAUUCAACCCAUAAAGGAAGAGGAAGUCAAGAAACUGAUCGAUUCAGCCACGGAAUCAGCCUCCCAGAAAUCACCAGUUAACUUGAGCGAGAAGUCUCUUGAUUUAACUGCAAGCGUGAUAUGCAAGGCAGCAUUCGGUCUAAGCUUCCAUAGUACAGUUCUCAACAAUGAUGGAUUUGACAAGUUAAUCCGCGAGGCGUUUUUGUUUCUGGGGAGCUUUUCUGCCUCAAACUCAAAUGGUGGCUGGAUCAUCGACUGGCUCACGGGUCUACAAGGGCGGAGAGAAAAAAGCGUGAGGGAUCUUGAUGCGUUCUAUGAACAAAUGUUUGAUCUGCAUAAACAAGAAAACAAACAGGGAGUCGAAGAUUUCGUGGACUUGCUAUUGAGGUUAGAGAAAGAAGAAACUGUUCCUGGAUAUGGAAAGCUCACAAGAAACCAUAUCAAAGCCAUCUUGAUGGUAAGUAUACAAAUAUUCGCAAUCCAUAUAUACCAAAACAUUAGAUACCUUAAGCUUAUAACAUUUUUUUGUAUCAUCUUAUCACAGAACGUUCUUCUUGGGGCCAUCAAUACUUCUGCAAUGACAAUGACAUGGGCCAUGGCAGAACUUAUAAGAAACCUGCGAGUGAUGAAGAAAGUACAAUCCGAAAUCAGAAACCAAAUGAGAAACCAAUCGGUGAUCACCUUAGAUGAUAUAGAUCAUCUACCUUACUUGAAUAUGGUGAUCAAAGAAACAUGGAGGCUACAUCCUCCAAUACCUCUUCUACUUCCAAGAGAGGUCAUGUCUGAAUUUGAGAUCAAUGGCUACGGGCGUGAUCCCGAGUCCUGGAAAGAUGCAGAUACGUUUUUCCCGGAAAGGUUUAUGGAAAAUAACAUUGAUGCUAAAGGACAGAACUUUGAGCUGUUACCGUUUGGAAGUGGCCGGAGAAUCUGUCCUGGAAUGUACAUGGGGACAACAAUGGUGGAGUUUGGUCUGGCGAAUAUGCUAUAUCAGUUUGAUUGGGAAUUACCAGAAGGUAUGGUGGUCGAAGAUAUUGACAUGGAAGAAUCUCCUGGACUCGCUGUGGGCAAAAAAAAUGAGCUUCUGCUUGUUCCCGUCAAGUAUUUAGGUCAUUGAUCACUUAAACUAAGUUACUCAUGAGAUUAUAAAAUUAAAUGUAGCAUCGAUUCUACAUAAGUAAAACUAUAAUCUUGUGUUCCAU